AUGGAUAGUUUAUCCAAUAAAAUCUUUCUGUUUGUGGUACUUGGUUCUUUCCUGAGAGUUUCACUUGGAGUUACUUCAGAUGAUUCAUUCUGGCUCCUCAAAAUUCAAUCAGAGUUCAUUGAUUCUAUGGGAGUCUUUAGCAAUUGGUCUCCAAGAACGAAUAUAUGCACCUGGAACGGAUUGCAAUGUUCGAAAGAUCAAACUCGUGUUGUGGGCAUAAAUCUUUCUAACUCCGGUCUCUCAGGAUCAAUCUCUCCUGAUUUAUCUCGCCUUGUUUCACUACAAAAGCUAGAUCUUUCAAUGAAUUCGCUCACUGGGUUGAUCCCUCCAGAGCUUGGGGAGCUUCAAGAUCUUCGCGAACUACUCCUCUUCUCAAAUUAUCUCUCGGGUAACCUUCCUUCAGAGCUUCGUCUCUUGAAGAAGCUGCAAGUUCUUCGAACCGGAGAUAAUCAGUUGAGUGGAGAAGUUAUAGGAAGUAUUGGGGAGUUGACUGAGUUAAGAGUGUUGGGCCUUGCUUACUGCCAAUUUAACGGAAGCAUUCCAUCUCAACUCGGCAACUUGAAGCAUUUGGAAUCUCUUGAUUUACAGAAGAACAGUUUCGGUGGAACCAUUCCUCAAGAAAUCAGUGGCUGUCUAGAGCUCAAAAACUUUGCAGCAUCAAACAACCUGCUCGAAGGUGAAGUUCCUUCUUCGUUUGGAAAGCUUCAAUCAUUAGAAAUCUUGAACUUAGCCAACAAUAGCCUCUCAGGAUCCAUUCCAUCCGAGUUAGCUGGGCUUUCUAAAUUGAAGUACUUGAACUUUCUUGGCAAUCGGUUGACUGGUGAAAUCCCAUCAGGACUAAUCCGACUGCCCGAGCUCCAGAAUCUUGAUCUUUCAAGAAACAAUCUUUCAGGAAACAUAACCCUUUUUGAUUACGAAGGAAACAGUAACCUUGAAGCUUUAGUUUUGUCUGGCAAUGCUUUCACAGGCGGCUUUCCUGAAAAACUUUGCUCCAGAAACUCGAAUUUGCGCCAUGUUUUCCUCUCUGGAAACCAUCUCUCUGGUAACUUCCCUCUGGAGCUGCUAAACUGUUCUUCCCUUGAAGUAUUAGACAUUUCUGAUAACAACUUCGAAAACGAACUACCAUCUGGGCUCGACAAACUGAAGAACCUCACUGAUCUUUUGCUCAACAACAACAGUUUUAUUGGUAGUCUACCUCCUGAAAUUGGAAACCUGAGUAAUUUGGUCAGUCUUUAUCUGUUUGACAACAUGAUCACAGGUGAAAUCCCAACUGAAAUAGGAAAGUUGCAGAAGUUAAGCUUACUGUAUCUGUACGAUAAUCAGAUGUCAGGAAACAUACCAAACGAGUUAACGAAUUGCUCGAGCUUAAAUGAAAUUGAUUUCUUUGGAAAUCAUUUCACAGGUGAGAUUCCUGCAACAAUAGGGAAGCUCAAGAAUCUGGUUUUUCUACAGUUAAGGCAAAAUGAUUUAUCCGGUCCUGUUCCAUUGAGUUUGGGAUACUGCAGAAAGCUUCAAACAUUAUCGUUGGGCGAUAACAAGCUUUCAGGAUCGCUUUCAAAGACAUUUGGAUAUCUCUCAGAGCUUUCACUUCUUAGCCUUUACAACAAUUCGUUCGAAGGCCCUAUUCCUGAAUCACUCUUUCUCCUUAAAAACCUCACCAUUAUUAAUGUUUCUCACAACAAAUUCUCGGGUUCAAUCUCUCCUUUUUUGGGCUCAAAUUCAGUUUCUUUAUUAGACUUGACUAAUAACAGUUUCUCAGGUCUCAUUCCUUCUGAACUAACCAUGUCAAAGAAUCUUACCCGCAUACGACUUGCUCAUAAUCUUCUUAAUGGCACCAUCCCUUCGCAAUUAGGCCAACUUGGCGAUCUCAACUUUCUUGAUCUUUCAUAUAACAAUUUCACGGGAGAGCUACCAUUGGAGCUCUCAAACUGUAAAAAGAUCAGCCAUUUUCUAGUCAGUAACAACCAACUUUCAGGCAUGGUUCCACCAUGGUUAGGAACGUUAAAGGAACUUGGAGAGCUAGAUCUUUCGAGCAACGACUUCAAUGGAACAAUGCCGAAAGAACUCGGGAACUGUUCGAGAUUACUCAAGCUUUCGAUAAACCAGAAUAGGCUUUCUGGUCGAAUCCCAGAAGAGAUUGGGAAUCUUACUGGUCUAAAUGUACUGAAACUUCAAAGAAACAAUCUGUCUGGGGCAAUUCCUCGAACACUUGGUGAGUGUAAGAAACUGUUUGAGUUGAGGCUCUCAGAAAACUCUCUCACAGGUUCCAUACCACCUGAGCUAGGCACUCUUACUGAGCUACAAGUUAUCCUGGAUUUGAGCACGAAUAUUCUCGUGGGUGAGAUCCCAGUUUCUCUAGCGAAUCUUGUGAAGUUAGAAAGACUGAAUUUGUCCUUCAACCAACUCCAAGGACAAGUUCCAGAAUCGCUGGGAAGACUAAAUAGCCUCCACGUCCUUUAUCUCUCGCACAAUCACCUCCAAGGAGAAAUCCCAUCAACCUUUUCGAGAUUCCCACCACGUUCUUUCAUGGCCAACGACAACCUGUGCGGUCCACCACUAAUAUCUUGUUCGGAAUCAAAGCGACAACAGAAAGAACAGCUCUCGAACACAGCAGCUGCCGGAAUCGUAGUUGCCAUUGUUUUCACGGCAACCGUGAUAUGCUUAUAUCUGCUUUAUCUGAUGCUUCGCAUAUGGUGUAAAUGGAAACAAGCUUCGAUUUCAAACGCCGAUAACGAAGGUGGGAUAAUUGAGGGGACGCCUCGAAAGGAGGAGAAAUGGGUUUAUGGAGAUCGACCGAUAAGGAGCGGCGAGUACUGGGAUUUGAACAAGAUGACAUUGCUGCCAUGUUCGCAUUCAAAGAAAGAUGUUUCGAUGACAAGCUGCAUUUUUCACCAUAGCAUGAGUAGAGAAAACUCCAUGAGAUCAUUGGUUUAGUCUUAAUGUUAUCAACUUAUUCGUAUAUUUGUUUGAAUACAAUCUUGCAUUGCUUUUGUGCUUCA
Molecule: messenger RNA, 2999 nt
Organism: Cynara cardunculus var. scolymus (artichoke)
Lineage: Eukaryota; Viridiplantae; Streptophyta; Magnoliopsida; Asterales; Asteraceae
Product: LRR receptor-like serine/threonine-protein kinase GSO1
Exons: 1
Coding region: 1-2934 (977 amino acids)
Molecular function (GO): receptor serine/threonine kinase binding
Source: RefSeq, a predicted model, not a curated record